AUGGAUUCGUAUUUCGGAAACGCUGUGAUGAAGUUGGCUUUGAAAGCAGACCCUGAAGAGCAUCGUGUUGCACUGUUUGUAUUACUUCUUUGUGCUUGUAUUGUAAUUGGGCAUCUUCUCGAGAAAAGUCGUUGGAUAAAUGAAUCAGUCACUGCCAUUUUCAUUGGUCUUCUCACUGGAACUCUCAUCUUAUUAACUACCAAAGGCAGAAACUCACGCAUCCUAGUGUUUAGUGAAGAACUUUUCUUCAUUUAUGUUCUUCCACCUAUAAUUUUUAAUGCCGGGUUUCAGGUGAAAAAGAAACAGUUCUUUCGAAACUUUCUAAUGAUCAUGUUGUUUGGGGCUGUUGGUACAGUGAUCUCAUUUUUCAUCAUAUCACUAGGUUCACUCCAUUUAUUCAAGAACUUUGACAUUGGCUUCUUAGACGUGGGUGAUUAUUUUGCCCUUGGAGCAAUCUUAUCAGCGACAGAUAGUGUUUGCACCUUGCAGGUGCUUAAUCAGGAUGAGACUCCUUUACUGUAUAGUCUAGUCUUUGGUGAAGGCGUGGUUAAUGAUGCUACUUCUGUUGUACUAUUCAAAGCAAUCCAGAGAUUUGACCUCUCUCACAUCACCUCAUCCAAUGGCAUUCAGCUUCUUGGAAACUUUUUCUAUUUAUUUUUUACGAGCACCUUGCUGGGAGUGAUUGUUGGGCUGUCCAGUGCAUACAUCAUAAAGAAACUGUACUUUGGCAGGCACUCAACUGAUCGGGAGGUUGCUUUGAUGAUUUUAAUGCCUUACCUUUCGUAUAUGACUGCUGAAUUGUGCUAUCUAAGUGGUAUUCUUACCAUGUUCUUUUGUGGGAUUGUCAUGUCUCACUACACUUGGCAUAAUGUGACUGAAAGUUCACGAGUGACCACCAAGCAUACUUUUGCAACGUUCUCAUUUGUUUCAGAGACUUUCAUCUUCUUAUAUGUUGGUAUGGAUGCGUUGGAUAUUGAGAAGUGGAAAGUUGUUGGCCAAAGGCCUUGGACAUCGGCUGGAGUGAGUCUAAUACUGCUUGGUUUAGUCCUUGUUGCAAGAGCAGCUUUUGUAUUUCCACUUUCUUUUAUAUCAAACUUGACUAGAAAGUCCCAGACUGACAAAAUUGGGUUUAAGCAGCAGGUUACAAUUUGGUGGGCUGGGCUCAUGAGGGGCGCUGUAUCUGUGGCCCUUGCUUAUAAUCAGUUUACAAGGUCGGGGCACACGCAACUACAAGGGAAUGCGAUCAUGAUUACUAGCACAAUCACAAUUGUCCUCAUCACUAAUGUGGUAUUUGGACUAUUAACUAAACCUAUUGUAAGGUACAUGCUUUCACUGCAUGAUAGACAAAUAGAUGGCAUAAUUCUAGCAGAUUCUCCACUGAAGUCGCUGAAUGACCCUCUUCUGCCUGGUGUUGAAGAUACCGAAUCCGAUGUUGGAGGAUCAGACAUUCCCCGUCCUACCAGCUUACGAAUGCUGUUGACAACUCCAACUCAUUCUGUCCAUUACUAUUGGCGGAUGUUCGAUGAUCGAUACAUGCGGCCUGUUUUUGGUGGAAGAGGUUUUGUAUCUUUCAUCCCUGGUUCACCAACUGAAAAGUAUAUCCAUUGAUGGCCAGAUUGUAUAGAAAACACAUGAAAUUUUGUAAAUCAGUUAUUCCUAGAAUAACUAGAGAGAAAGGAAGCUGUAGCCUGUGUAUAGUUUUCACAGAAGAUGGACAACAGUUAGUCUGUGUAUAUGACCUUUUAAGUACAUAAAAAAGUUAGUUAGUUAGUGUUUUUUUAAAUUUUUUCCCUCCCCUUCUUCAAACUUAAAAAUACUUUUUUUUAAACACUUUCAAGGGCAUUCAAACAUGCCUUUGGAAGAUGUGUAAAAAAUUAGUAUGUAUCGAGAUUUAUAAGUUUACUGUAACAGAAACAGGACAUCGAGUUA
Benincasa hispida (wax gourd) is the source of this 1929-nucleotide messenger RNA. Its product is annotated as sodium/hydrogen exchanger 1-like. The record is from RefSeq and is a predicted model, not a curated record. Lineage: Eukaryota; Viridiplantae; Streptophyta; Magnoliopsida; Cucurbitales; Cucurbitaceae. Gene Ontology annotation, molecular function: sodium:proton antiporter activity; potassium:proton antiporter activity. Gene Ontology annotation, cellular component: plasma membrane. Gene Ontology annotation, biological process: sodium ion import across plasma membrane; proton transmembrane transport; regulation of intracellular pH.